CGGGGGAACAUCGGCCGCCUCCAGCUCCCGGCCCGGCUCGGCCGCCUCAGGGCCCCAGCCCUGGCCAACGCAGGAGAAGCUGUGCCUUCACGCCACCGCACGCGCCCCCAUUGGCACCUCCCAUCAUCGAGGGCUCCACCCCUGUCGGGUGGCCUGUACGUGGACUGCAGCCUCUGGUGCGGGUGCCCACAAGGCUCACACUGGGCCCAAUCCAGCCCACCCAGCUGGGGGAAGGAGCCGCCUGCCUGCCUUGGCAGCCAUCUGCCUGCCUUGGCAGCCAUGAGGCCCCCAUGGUGUCCCCUGCAUACUCUCUUCCCACCGUUCCCACUUCUCCUCCUCCUCCUCUUCCUCCUGGGAGGAGGGGCAGAGGCUGAGCACCCGGAGGACCCAGAGCUGCUGGUGAUGGUGCGUGGGGGCCGGCUUCGGGGCACCCGCCUAAUGGCCCCUGGGGGCCCUGUCUCUGCUUUUCUGGGCAUCCCCUUCGCAGAGCCACCCGUGGGCCCCCGUCGCUUUCUGCCACCGGAGCCCAAGCAACCCUGGCCGGGGGUGCUAGAUGCCACAGCCUUCCGAAGUGUCUGCUACCAAUACGUGGACACCUUGUACCCUGGCUUUGUGGGCACCGAGAUGUGGAACCCAAACCGUGAGCUGAGUGAGGACUGCCUCUACCUCAACGUGUGGACACCGUACCCUCGGCCUAAGACCCCCACUCCUGUCCUCGUCUGGAUCUAUGGGGGUGGCUUCUACAGCGGGGCCUCCUCGCUGGAUGUGUAUGAUGGCCGCUUCCUGGCCCAGGCAGAGGGGACCGUGCUGGUAUCCAUGAACUACCGGGUGGGAGCCUUUGGCUUCCUGGCCCUACCGGGGAGCCGGGAGGCACCAGGCAAUGUGGGUCUUCUGGACCAGAGGCUGGCCCUGCGAUGGGUGCGGGAGAACGUGGCAGCCUUCGGGGGGGACCCGAUGUCAGUGACUCUGUUUGGGGAGAGUGCAGGUGCCGCCUCGGUGGGCAUGCACCUGCUGUCGCCUCCCAGCCGGGACCUGUUCCACAGGGCUGUGCUGCAAAGCGGCGCACCCAAUGGGCCCUGGGCCACGGUGGGCAUGGGAGAGGCCCGCCGCAGGGCCACACUACUGGCUGGACUCGUAGGCUGUCCCCCAGGUGGGGCUGGUAGCAAUGACACCGAGCUGGUCGCCUGCCUGCGGACACGGCCAGCUCAGGACCUGGUGGACCACGAGUGGCAUGUGCUGCCUCAGGAAAGUGUCUUCCGCUUCUCUUUUGUGCCUGUGGUAGAUGGAGACUUCCUCAGUGAUACCCCGGAGGCCCUCAUCAACACUGGAGAUUUCCACGGCCUGCAGGUGCUGGUGGGUGUGGUGAAGGAUGAGGGCUCCUAUUUUCUGGUUUACGGGGCCCCAGGCUUCAGCAAAGACAACGAGUCUCUCAUCAGCCGGGCCCAGUUCCUGGCCGGGGUGCGGGUCGGGGUCCCCCAGGUGAGUGACCUGGCUGCCGAGGCUGUGGUCCUGCAUUAUACAGACUGGCUGCACCCUGAGGACCCAGCACGCCUGAGGGAGGCCAUGAGUGAUGUGGUGGGUGACCACAAUGUCGUGUGCCCUGUGGUUCAACUGGCUGGGCGACUGGCCGCCCAGGGUGCUCGGGUCUAUGCCUACAUCUUUGAACAUCGCGCAUCUACGCUCUCCUGGCCCCCCUGGAUGGGGGUGCCCCACGGCUACGAGAUCGAGUUCAUCUUUGGGCUCCCUCUGGAACCCUCGCUAAACUACACCGUUGAGGAGAGAGCCUUUGCCCAGCGACUGAUGAAAUACUGGGCCAACUUCGCCCGCACAGGGGACCCCAAUGACCCCCGGGACCCUAAAGCCCCGCAGUGGCCACAGUACACGGGGGUGGCGCAGCAGUACGUGAGCCUAAACCUGCGGCCUCUGGAGGUGCGGCGGGGGCUGCGAGCCCAGGCCUGCGCCUUUUGGAAUGGCUUCCUACCCAAAUUGCUCAGCGCCACCGCCUCGGAGGCUCCCAGCACCUGCCCAGGCCCCGCCCACGGGGAGGCUGCCCCGAGGCCCAGGCCCGGCCUCCCCCUGCCCCUCCUUCUCCUCUUCCUCCUCCUCUCCCGGCUCCAGCGGCUGUGACCACGGCCUCUUCCCCCUCCGGCCUCUGGGGGCCCCUCUUCUAAUGAGUGGUCGGACUGGGGGAGGGCCCCACUCAGGGAUCUCCGACCCAGCGCCCCCUCCCCCCUCAAACCAAGAAGCUCAAACUAGACAGGGCAUGGGGAGGGUUGACUUACGAUCCGUCUCAGGGACUCAUACACCUUUGUUGUUUAAAUGGAAAUGGAAAAGUCCAUUUUCUUUUUUUAUAAAAUUAUUCCCUUGGAGCCUGUGACUGGUGUUGGGGGAGAGGGAAGACUCGGGGCUAGAUAGCAACUCCCGGUGGGGCUAUAACCGUCAACCAUUUCUGUCUCU
Molecule: messenger RNA, 2457 nt
Organism: Eptesicus fuscus (big brown bat)
Lineage: Eukaryota; Metazoa; Chordata; Mammalia; Chiroptera; Vespertilionidae
Gene: ACHE
Product: acetylcholinesterase (Cartwright blood group)
Exons: 6
Coding region: 280-2127 (615 amino acids)
Biological process (GO): acetylcholine catabolic process; choline metabolic process
Cellular component (GO): plasma membrane
Molecular function (GO): acetylcholinesterase activity
Source: RefSeq, a predicted model, not a curated record